UAAAUCUUAAAUGUUAAAAGUAGAGACUUUCUUCUGUGAGGCAUUUUGUGCUUUCUGUGGUCAAUUUUGGUGUUCUUCACAAAGGAGCCUGUACUCUUGUCUGGACUAGAAAAGCUUACCUUGAUACAAGUAAUGUGAUAGUAACACCCAGUGAUCAUCAUCAAGUAUAUCACAAGGAAAUACUCUGAUUCUAGAAUUUUUCUGGUGUCUAACAAAGACAGGCGUAUGUGAGAGGAGGAAGUGAUCACAGGGUUGCCAUGAUCUAGAAAACUAUUUCGAUUAUUGACUACUUAUUCGGAAUUAGUUUUAAAAUUUUAAAACAAUGUAUAAUUGGAUAAUAAAAGAUUGAAAAAGAAUUAAAAAGGUAUAAGAAUUAGGUUUUAUCAUGCAACUAAGAUCAUUAUAACUUUAGAACAGGUUUUAUUUUGAUGAGUAUUAAAGAACCUAGGGCCUAAGCUUUUUUGAUUUUCUGUAUCUUAAGCUCAUCAAGAGAGUCUCCUCUUUAUUUUUAGAAAUGUAAAGGAAUCCAGAAGAUUUCUUCCAACUGCCUCCUGCUAUUCGGGCAACUUCCUCAUGAAGCCCAGGAUCCCAGCCUGUUCCUAAUGAAGUGCAGAUUUCCAGUUCUUGGGAGGGAUUGGAGGCUCACCUUCAAAAGAGAAGGGCCCCCUAGCUGCCCACCAUGGCUGCAGAGGCUGCACCAGACAAAGCGGGAAGUUCUAUAUUAGAGAUUCCCAAGCAAGAUUUUUUUCAAGAAGCAAAAACUCUCAUUGCUCAACAUUAUAAGAAAAUAAAUGAGAAUAAAGUUCCAGGUACUUCUAUAAAUGUCUUUAGAAAUAAACAUCAGAAACCAAAAUCUACCAAAUUCAUACCUUUGGAGAUCAAAAAAAAGGAAACACUUGAUGCGGUCCAAGAACUUCAGGCAGCAUACAAAAGGAUUUGUUUUCCCAAGGACCGUUCCAAAAGUGGACCUUCUGAGGAGCCUCCACAACGGACUGCUUUCAAUGAGCCAUACAUUUUUAAUAUAAAAAAGAAACACAAGGAGCCUAUAGAUCUAAUUGUGAAAGAACAAGUUAAACUGGAUAAAAUAGUUACUAAUAUUGAGUCAGUGAGUAAAAAAAUGGAGAAAGAGAAGCAGUUGCACCAUGGAAAGACCAGAAAGCUGGACUCCUUUUCUGCCUUCCCGGUCUUCAACCUUGGCCUGCAUUUACGACCCAUGACCUCCUCUUCCAUGGGGCAGCUGAAAGAGCAUGACAGGACACUCUAUGAUUGGCGAGGAUCUGUGUCAAAAAGGUUCUCCCGUUUGACUCACGAUUCCGGUUGGCCUAGUUUCUCUGGAUCAUCAUCAGCAUUUCAGGAUUAUUCUAGUAAAAACUUCAUUAAAAAAGAACAACAAUCUAUAAAGCCAGAGUCAAAGCCGCAACCCAGCCCCAAAUCCAUUCUUAGUAAAAGUGAUAAAAUUGACAAUAAAGUUAAAAGAAUUGGACCACACAUAGAGAUCUUCCAAGUGUUCCGAGGAAGAAAAAAAUUUGCAAUAACCAAAAACAUAAUUAAAAUGGUCACCAUCAUGCAGGCAUUUGUCAGAGGGUGGCUCGAACGCAAAAGAUUCCAAAGAAUAAUGACCAAGGCUUUGUAUCAUGGACCAGAUUUGAGGACAGUUAUAAACAUGUACUGCAGACAAAUCCAUCGUGUUAAAUAUCGACUUGGUCUUUGGAGGACAAGACAAAUUAUAAACCUUACAGAGUUGGAGGAAUGGAUGGACAGAAAAAAAUUCUAUGAAACAAUGUUUGCUAAAAGAGAAGAUUGGCAAGGGUUAGAAAGAAGUGAACUCCUUAAGUACUUCAACGAUUGUGGUCAUUUCCCAACCCACCAGCAAAUUGAUGAGGUUUGGGACCUGGUCCAUAGAGAAGACCGUGAAAAAUACUCUGAUAUCAUCAAGAAGCACAAUGCAAUUGAAAUGUUAUUUACACUCUACCCUCCUCAAGGUGCCCAUGUGUCUACUAAUUUGAGGCUUAGGUCAACUUGGCUGAGACCCAUAGUAAAUGGGGAAGAAGGAUAUAAGUAUAUAGUAAGUGGGCAUCCAGUACUCAAAAGAGCUAACAUCCGGAUUGUUGGAAAGCUGGUGGCCGCAUCUAUAAGAGAAAGGAAAAUGAGACAACGGUAUUCAUCAUGAGAAGUAAGAUAGUGUUUUCAAAACAAUUUUGUUACCUUAAGAGUUGAACCUAUCUCCCCAAAGACAUAGAUUAGCAUUGGCCAUGGAUUAAUUCUGUAUCAACUGGAAAAAAGGACAAAUAUCUUUGAACAUCCAAAGAAGAACUUCCACAAGACGGUCUAUAAUUACCAAACGUCUUCAGAUGAACCAUUCAUUGGAUCUUUUUUAUAAAUAACAUCUGUUUAAUCAUAAUGGAGUUGAAAUCACAUAGUAUCAAGUAUUCCUUUCAUUGGACUCAAAUUUGGUUUGUUCCAGGACCAAUAAAUGCUGUAAAAAAGUUAA
Messenger RNA from Bubalus bubalis (water buffalo), 2491 nucleotides. It is a transcript of the gene IQCM, whose product is annotated as IQ motif containing M. The record is from RefSeq and is a predicted model, not a curated record. Bases 680 to 2170 code for a protein of 496 amino acids. Lineage: Eukaryota; Metazoa; Chordata; Mammalia; Artiodactyla; Bovidae. Gene Ontology annotation, molecular function: protein binding. The transcript has 13 exons.